UACGUGCGCAAUACGAAUAACAACACGAGACUCUUCUUCGCGUUGAUCUGUUUGAGAGAAGAAGAGCCUUUUGAAUUCGUGAUCUGCAAUUGUCUGGACGUUUGUUUUUGUUUUGUUUUGGUUUUGAAAAGAUGUCUAAUUUACAAGGAGAUUACAACCAGAAGAUCGAUUACGUAUUCAAAGUGGUGUUGAUCGGCGAUUCGGCGGUUGGCAAAACUCAGCUGCUGGCUCGGUUCGCUAGGAACGAGUUCAGCGUCGACUCUAAAGCCACCAUCGGUGUCGAGUUCCAGACUAAAACGCUCGUCAUCGAUAACAAAACCGUCAAAGCUCAGAUUUGGGAUACCGCUGGCCAAGAAAGAUACCGGGCGGUGACAAGCGCAUACUACCGUGGAGCUGUUGGGGCAAUGUUGGUCUACGACAUGACCAAACGUCAAUCAUUUGAUCACAUGGCCAAAUGGCUGGAAGAAUUAAGAGGACACGCGGACAAAAACAUAGUCAUUAUGCUGAUCGGAAACAAAUGUGAUCUUGGAAGCCUAAGAGCAGUGCCGACAGAAGAUGCACAAGAGUUUGCACAAAGAGAGAACUUGUUCUUCAUGGAAACAUCUGCUCUCGAAGCUACCAAUGUCGAAACUGCGUUUUUGACCAUCUUAACAGAGAUUUACCGUAUAAUCAGCAAGAAAUCAUUAACGGCGGAUGAUGAUGACGCUGAUGGGAACUCGAGUCUCUUAAAGGGGACUAGGAUCAUCAUUCCUAGCGAGCAGGAGACCGGGAAAAGAGGUGGAUGUUGCGGCAAAUCGUAAAGCUUUACUAGCGUUGUUGUUUAAUUUUUUGGUUUUAUUUUGUUUUUCGCCUUAACCAUUCGUUCUUGAAACGAAACAAUAAGCAGAGGUUUUACUAUAGAAAGAGCAUGAGGAUGAGCUCCC
Messenger RNA from Raphanus sativus (radish), 923 nucleotides. RefSeq names its product ras-related protein RABA4d. Lineage: Eukaryota; Viridiplantae; Streptophyta; Magnoliopsida; Brassicales; Brassicaceae. The transcript has 2 exons. Bases 132 to 800 code for a protein of 222 amino acids. Gene Ontology annotation, cellular component: endosome. The record is from RefSeq and is a predicted model, not a curated record. Gene Ontology annotation, molecular function: GTPase activity; GTP binding.